Molecule: messenger RNA, 3378 nt
Organism: Ornithorhynchus anatinus (platypus)
Lineage: Eukaryota; Metazoa; Chordata; Mammalia; Monotremata; Ornithorhynchidae
Gene: NR2F2
Product: nuclear receptor subfamily 2 group F member 2
Exons: 3
Coding region: 961-2217 (418 amino acids)
Biological process (GO): anatomical structure development; cell differentiation; negative regulation of transcription by RNA polymerase II
Molecular function (GO): zinc ion binding; nuclear receptor activity; RNA polymerase II cis-regulatory region sequence-specific DNA binding
Source: RefSeq, a predicted model, not a curated record
GCAGCAUCAGGACCGGCACCGGGACCGGCAGCAGGACCGGCACCAGGACCGGCAGCAGGACCGGCAGCGGCAUCUGCAAGAGCAAGAGCAAGAGCGAGGAGCACGAGCGGCGGCGGCCGGAGAAGCGGCGGGAGAAGCGGCCGCGGCCGCCUGCAAGAAGGAGAAGCCCGGACGAGCGGCGGCGGCGGCGGAGGUUGACCAGAAGGACCCCCGGCUCCGGGACGCCCGGCCCAGCGCGGGAGCCGAAGCCCCCACUCCUCCCCCACCCCAGCCCCAAUCCCAGCCCUUUGAUGGUGACACCCCUGGACUCGAACAAAGCUCCGGCUCAGAGAACGCCCGCUCCCGGCCCCCAGCGAAGUCUUGUAGUUGUGUCUUUUUGCGCUCCCGUGUGUGUAAUCUUUAACCUUUUAUUCAUUCUUAUUUUGAUGGCUUUCCUGAAUGGCUGACUGCGCGCUGCCCUGGACUUGGCCCCAGACAGUCGCCUCUCCUCCUCUUCCAACUCCUCUGCUGCAGAACAGCGCUAAGAGAGAGAGAGAGAGCGAGCGAGCGAGAGAGAGAGAUCUUUGAAGAGAUUUUUUUUUUCCUUCUUCUGUCUUGAAGCCAGACAAUCGACUUCCAUCUCCCCCCCCCCUUCCCUUCCCCUCCCUCGCUCUCCACAUUUGGCUGAUAUUCGCUGUCCCCCCCUUCCCUCCUUCCCUCUCCCCUCCCCUCUUCCUUUUUAAACCCCCCCUCGAACUGCCAAAGCUGAUCCGAAAGCCAGAAAAGCAACAAACUUUUCCCCCAAAAUACACACCCGGGCAGACACACACUCACACCCACCCUCUCUCUCUCUGACACACACACACACAUCCACACACACACGCACACACAAAAGAAAGAGGGGGACGGAGAGACAGACAGAGAGAGAAGCCAGAGAGAAAGGAAGGGGAACGGGAAGUUUGGAAACGGUGUCCGAUAGAUAUGGCAAUGGUAGUUGGUGCGUGGCGAGACCCCCAAGACGAUGUACCGGGAAACCAGGGAACUCAACCGUCGCAAGCACCUCCUGUCCAAGGACCGCCAGCCGGGGCCCCCCACACCCCACAGACCCCUGGCCAAGGGGGCCCUCCCAGCACUCCAGCCCAGACCAACCAACCCAGCCAGCAGAACCAAGCCGGAGACAAACAGCAGCAGCAGCAGCACAUUGAGUGUGUGGUUUGUGGGGACAAAUCUAGUGGCAAACAUUAUGGCCAGUUUACCUGCGAGGGUUGCAAGAGUUUCUUCAAGAGGAGUGUAAGGAGAAAUCUGAGUUACACUUGUCGCGCCAACAGGAACUGUCCUAUAGACCAGCACCACCGCAAUCAGUGUCAGUACUGCCGCCUCAAAAAAUGCCUCAAAGUUGGCAUGAGACGGGAAGUUUCUUCUUUAUUCACUGCAGCCGUCCAGAGGGGCAGAAUGCCACCCACACAGCCAACUCAUGGUCAGUUCGCCUUGACGAAUGGAGACCCCCUCAACUGUCAUUCCUACCUAUCCGGAUAUAUCUCCCUGCUCCUGCGAGCCGAGCCCUACCCCACGUCGCGCUUUGGGAGCCAGUGCAUGCAACCCAACAACAUCAUGGGCAUCGAGAACAUUUGCGAACUGGCCGCUCGGAUGCUCUUCAGCGCGGUGGAGUGGGCCCGGAAUAUCCCUUUCUUCCCCGACCUCCAGAUCACAGAUCAGGUAGCCCUGCUCCGACUGACCUGGAGCGAAUUGUUUGUGCUCAACGCCGCCCAGUGCUCCAUGCCCCUUCACGUCGCCCCACUCCUGGCCGCGGCUGGCCUUCAUGCCUCGCCCAUGUCCGCUGACCGAGUGGUCGCCUUUAUGGACCACAUACGUAUCUUCCAAGAACAAGUGGAAAAACUGAAGGCAUUGCACGUCGACUCGGCAGAAUACAGCUGUUUGAAGGCCAUAGUCCUCUUCACUUCAGAUGCCUGUGGUCUCUCUGAUGUAGCCCAUGUGGAAAGCUUGCAGGAAAAGUCGCAGUGUGCUCUGGAAGAGUAUGUUAGGAGCCAGUAUCCCAACCAGCCAACACGAUUUGGAAAGCUUUUGCUUCGCCUUCCCUCUCUCCGCACUGUCUCCUCUUCUGUCAUAGAGCAAUUGUUUUUCGUCCGUUUGGUAGGUAAAACCCCUAUAGAAACCCUAAUCAGGGAUAUGUUACUGUCUGGCAGCAGUUUUAACUGGCCUUAUAUGGCAAUUCAAUAAAAAAAAAAUAAGGGGAAUGAAACAGAGAGAAAGAAAAGGCAAAAGACUGGUUUGUUUGCUUAAAUUCUUUCUGUUAAGAAAGGAUAUAAAAGGAUGUUACAUUUGCUAAAAGAAGAGAGGGAAGAAUUUAAUGGACUGUGAAUUUUAAAAAAAAAAGACUGUCAAUGAACUUUUACAGAAUGCAUUAAAAAAAAACUCCUGUGUCGGUCAGAACAACUUGCUACUUAUCAUUUUUGUAUAAAAAAAAGGAAAUUAGUCUUUCUUUUUUUUCGUAAACUUUUAAAAAAAAUCGCUAAAAGUGCAUUUAAGGAGAUUUGGAGAAAAUUAGGAGAAUGGAGAAAGUAAGUCUUUUUUUUCCAAAUUUAUUAAUUGUCCUGUGUCUAUGUACCUAUAGCUGUUCUUUUUUGUAUUUUUCUGGUUCCAAACCAGUUUAUUCUGUGGUUCUAUAAUAAUUUUUGAUAUAAUCUUGGCUUCUUAAAAACUGUGUAUCCUUAAAAUAUAUGUUCUGCAAGAAUUAAAACUGAGUCCACGAAAAUAUCAUAGGAAGACAUAAAACUUUAAAAGGCAACCUAAUGAUGGAAGCGCACUUAUAAGUGGUGACCAAAAUUUAGUUGAAGCUGAGAGCUCUAAUUACAGACCCGAAUGAACCACACACAACACGUAACAACCCCCCUGCAAAAAAACAAAAAACAAAAAAAAACUAGCUUUUUUUGAUAUUUUAAGAAAGAGAAUGAACUGUGGAAUUUAUUGGCGGUCAAAGGAUGUGUCCAAGACACACGCUGAGGUUUUGAAUAAAAAGUGAACUUUUGUAAUUUGAAUUGGGUCCCGCAUAGUUCUUGAAUUGUUAUGAAACUCCUAUAUCUGUUUGUAUAUUUGCAAACCCUUUGUAUUAUAAUAAUUGUUGAUAUUUUCCCUUUUUAAAAAAAUACCAUUGAAAUCAGCAUGAUAAAAUAACACUGUUGGCACUUAUAGGUAACGUGAUUGAUUCAGUAUCUUAGAGUUUACAGUUUGUGUUUAAAAACUGAAGGUUUUUUUUUAAGUGCAACAUUUCUGUAUACUGUAAAAGUUAUAAUAACUGAACUGUUUGGUCGAGUCUUUGUGUGUUAUAUUCCAAGGAAAAUUGAAAGUAUUCAGAAAUUAAAAUAUUAUUUGAUAUCUGAA